Molecule: messenger RNA, 1183 nt
Organism: Prunus persica (peach)
Lineage: Eukaryota; Viridiplantae; Streptophyta; Magnoliopsida; Rosales; Rosaceae
Exons: 2
Coding region: 142-990 (282 amino acids)
Biological process (GO): defense response to fungus
Source: RefSeq, a predicted model, not a curated record
CAAGAGAAAUGGAGAAAUGGAAAACCAUCAUAUGGCUCUUCACGGGUGAAACCCAGCAACGGGCUCCUUAGCACCGGCGACCCACACGAGUAAACCGCCCUGCCUAUCGUUGGUCGACAUAGUUUCUGCUGCGAAUCAAGAAUGGCGGAUCUUAUUGGAGGGGCUGCCGUAGGACUAAUAUUUUCAGAGCUGUAUAAGGGCGUUGAGAAUCUGAUAGAAAAGACUAAGAAGUUCAGCCCCCACCUCAAGGCAAUCACGGCCACUGUAGACUCUUUGAAACCAGUGAUCGACCAGAUAGAGAAGCAAAACAAGGAACUGAAUCUCUCAAACGAGGAGACAGAAAAGUUGAAAAAGAUAAUCUCCGACGGCAUAAAACUGGUCGGCGACUGCUCGAAGAAUCCAAAGUGGUACAGAAAGGCAAGCUAUACAGAUAAGAUCACCGACUUGGACGAGGCUCUCAAAAGGCAGUUGGAAAUACUCAAGGCGCAGGGGCUGAGGGAUGGGAAGGAGACGCUGAUUAGGGUUACGGAAAUAAAGAAGUUGAUCAACCAACUACAAGCCUCCUUAUUACAAGCCUCGUGCUUGUUAUUGGUGCUCAUAAUUUUUCUUAUUUUGGUAAGUAGGGUCAUGUUUAGCGUUCCUGGAGGAGUGAGAGAGCAGCAGCUUGCAACAUCAUCGGCGUCAGUGCCUGGAGGGGGUAUAAUAUUGUCCCGUCCGGCGCGUUUGCAGUUAGGUUAUUUUGUGGUCUGGUUAUUUGGAAAACUUCUUGUGUAUGCCGUCUAUGGGGUCUUCGUUUGUAUGGCCAUUGGGAUCGUCUGUGGUUGCGUCGAAGCUAUUCAAGAUCAGUAUCGACUGGGUUUCUCCGGCCUGAAGCUCCCGGAAUGGGAUGAGCUUCGGGAAUUGCCUAUGAUGAUUGUCGGGCUGUGUAUGUGCCUCUAUCUUCUUAAGGGUCUUUUGGGGUUGACCAACUGGAUUAAUAAACAACUGUGAUUUCAUGAGAUUUGAAUUGAGUUGAGGAGUUUGUAAAACAAUUUGGCAUGUUUCCUAAAACCCUAUCUUUGGGCUUUUAUUUGCCCUCUUUUGGUUAUUUUCAGUAGACUUUAUUUGUUUUCGCCUGUUCCUGACCUUUUGGAUUUGGGACUCAUUAUUAAUUUAAUAGCGCCAUUUUUAAAUUUUUUUUUAA